This is a messenger RNA of Formica exsecta, 7490 nucleotides long. It is a transcript of the gene tio, whose product is annotated as protein tiptop. The record is from RefSeq and is a predicted model, not a curated record. Lineage: Eukaryota; Metazoa; Arthropoda; Insecta; Hymenoptera; Formicidae. Gene Ontology annotation, biological process: regulation of transcription by RNA polymerase II. The coding region runs from base 370 to 4362 and encodes 1330 amino acids. Gene Ontology annotation, cellular component: nucleus. Gene Ontology annotation, molecular function: DNA-binding transcription factor activity, RNA polymerase II-specific; DNA binding. The transcript has 4 exons.
GAGAGUGAACGUUCCGAGCGGAGGAGAAGUGAUUCUCGGAGGACCACGUAAAAGAAAGGAAGUUCAGUGAAUGGUGAAGCGCUGUUAAAUAUCUAUCGUGUUACAAUGCGCGGCUCGUCGUUGGGAUGAUGUGGUGAUAUAAUAUCGAGGAUUUCGCGAUCGAAGCGUGCGCCCAGAUGAUCGUCGUUUCAACGCCGCGUUAUCCCUAUCGUGACUGCUGGUCCAGGAUCGGCGCGUCUGAGGUGUCGGCAGUGACGGCACAUCGGGACCGACGUAUCCUGCUCGGUAGAAUCGCUACUUCGUGGUAAGUAGUGGUCUCCGAUCGUUUGAAAAGCGAGCGGCUCGGAGCCGCCGCACCGGACGGGAGAUAUGCGCAGCAAGCAGCAGCCCAGGCCUUCUUUCCGAUGGCCACAGCAACGCGGUGAUAAUCUUACCGGGGAGGACGGCGUCGAAGGCUCUGCGCCCGGUACGGACCUCCAAGGCGAGGAGGGCGAUUGCGUCGACGAGGAUGGCCCUAUUAGUCCCAGCGAAAGAGGCUGUGCGCCCGUUGCGAAGGAGGAUGAAGAUGCCGAUGGAACGGAUGAAGAGGAGGACGAGGAAGCAUCGCCACCUACGCCACCGCCUUCCGCCACCUCGAGAUUAAACCCAACUAUCUUGAGAGACACAGGACCUCCGGACAGGGAGCCAAUGAGUCCGCGCUGUCCCUCGAGAGAUUCUCGGGAAUCGUCCGGUCCAGCGACCGGAAGUCCCCCACCACCUGCUACCAGGAACAGCGCGAGCCCAGUCAGUCCAAGUAGUAUCGUGCCUCUACCCCUUGGAACUCAUCCCCUGCUACCACCCCAUUCUGCAGCAGUCAUGGCGGCGUAUCUGCAACAGACUCAUCAGCGCCUCCUUCUCGGUCACUCGCCUUUAUCGCGCGGUUCGGUGUCACCUCUGGUUUCCUCGUCGUGUUCGCCACCAGCUGCUACCCCCGGUCUCUUGGUAUCGCCUACCAGCAUUGGGGAGAUCUCGCCGUCAGCGACACCCCUGCCAGCUGUGCUGGACUUUAGCACGAGGAAAGCGUCCUUGACCGAGGAGGACGAGGAAGAACAAAUAUUAAAUCUCAGCAAACCGCCUACGCCGUCUUCAUCGACAGAGACGAACAAUGGUCCGUUGGAUCUUUCAGUAUCCAGCAGAAAACGACUCGACACGGAAAAUUCGUCGCCUCCACCACCGCGCAAGUCAUCAAGAUUGGCCUCAUCGACGAGUUCCACGAGUCAUCAAGAAACGGCGCCGGGAGCCGCACCAUCCGGCUUUGGUCGACCACCCAUAGUAUCCCCUUGGACAUCUCCGGUGGUGGCCUCACAUUUCCCGUACUUUGCUGCAGCGGUAGCAGCAGUUACUAGUCAGCAGCAGCUUUCGCCGAAAAGCACUAGCGGUGUAGUGGAUCAUCAUCAACUUUGGAACGGGAAGAUGAAGCCACCAACAGCGCUGGAAAAACCGUAUCAACCUAGCGAAGCUACGAAGGCGCUUGAGAAAAUGAGCGAGUUGAGUAAACUUGGCGGCGAGGACCUCUUCAGAUCAUCUUCCGGAAGCGGUGCUGCCGUAACGGGUGCCAGCGCGCCGGCCACAACGUCCAGCAGUCGUCACAGCGCCUGGCAGUCUCACUGGUUGAACAAAGGAGCCGAUCAAGCCAAGGACGUUCUAAAAUGCGUAUGGUGCAAACAGAGUUUUCCAACUCUGGCAGCGAUGACGACGCACAUGAAGGAAGCAAAGCACUGCGGCGUUAAUAUGCCUGUACCACCUCCGGCGCCAGGAAUUCACUCGCAGCAGACGAGCAUGCCAACUAUACCGCCGCCUCAGCAACCACAUCAACCGCAAACUUCCAGCAGCAAUACUGGUAGCAAUAACUCGGCUACACCCAGCAGCAAGCAAAGUCCAUCCGAUUUGAACCUUUUAAUCAAAGAAACAAUGCCACUGCCGCGGAAGCUCGUGCGAGGCCAGGACGUCUGGUUAGGUAAAGGUGCCGAGCAAACACGGCAGAUUCUCAAAUGCAUGUGGUGCGGGCAGAGCUUCCGUUCGCUGGCCGAAAUGACCUCGCAUAUGCAACAAACGCAGCAUUACACGAACAUUAUUUCUCAGGAGCAAAUAAUAUCCUGGAAAUCGUCCGAUGAGAGCAAGGGCGCCAACACUACUGGUAAUGCUGGGGCUGGCGGGAAUGCCGGUGCAGGAAGCAACGCAGGAGUACAACCGGGUGGUGGAUCCGGGCCUCAUGGCGGAAACAACGGCGGUCCCGGUGCUGGCGCGACAAGUAGUCAUGUUAGUGCCGUGCUAACUUGUAAAGUUUGCGAUCAAGCAUUUAGUUCUCUGAAGGAGUUGAGUAACCACAUGGUGAAGAAUUCGCAUUACAAGGAACACAUAAUGCGCUCGAUUACUGAGAGCGGGGGACGUCGGCGGCAAACGCGAGAAAAGCGAAAAAAGUCACUGCCCGUGAGGAAACUGCUGGAACUCGAACGCGCGCAGAAUGAAUUUAAGAACGGCGAUGCUGCCGCCAAUAUGACACAUAGUCUCGGCAAGCAAGCCAGUAGAAUUACGUGCGAGAAAUGCGGGGAGAAGAUCGAAACUCCGCUCUUUGUAGAGCAUAUACGUCAAUGCAUUGGCGCAGGCACGGUAGGCGUCAAUCAGCGAAAUUUCUUGAAGAACGCGCUCAUGUCUAAUCAUUUACCUGCAACGCUACCGCCAACCGAGAGCGGACGUAAGAGCGUCAAUGAGGAAACAUCUUCGAUAUCAUCGAGGCAUCACCGAUCUCCAUCUUCUGCUAGCGACGCGACCACGCCUGGGAAAGAUACUCCUACACCGAAUGCCAAUGAAAGCACCGCUUCAAUAGGUACCUCGCCAUCGGUUUUGAACGCGAUAGAGAAGCUCAUCGAAAAGAGUUUCGAUUCUCGCGUGAGGCACGGUACAUCCGGUAUGCAUCACGCUCAACCCGGCGCACCUAUGGGUACAAGUAUUCUCAAGCGUUUGGGCAUCGACGAGAGCGUGGAUUACACGAAACCUCUGGUGGAUCCGCAAACGAUGAAUUUACUCCGAAGUUAUCAGCAGCAUCAGCAACAACAUUACAACGCGAAUGCUGCAGCCAGAAGGGAGCGAAGCGGUAGCGAGUCUAGUUCAAUAUCCGAGCGAGGAAGCGGCAGAACGGAUACCAUGACACCAGAAAGACGCAUGGAUUUAUCUACCACGAGUCACGAAAGACACUCGAGUUCUCUGUCUCAUCAUCAUCGUGUCACUCCAGAGAAACAGACUGCGCCGUUACCUAGUCGCCAUCAUCAAAUUACAGAAGAAUCCGGAGAUGAAGAAUCGUCUACCGUGGUAGUAAAGAAAGAGCCGAGGGACGAAGAGACAGAGGAACGAGGCGCGAACGAGGAGGAGCAACAGCAAUCGCAUUCGACAAGGGAAGUAUUUGUGAAGAAGGAGAUAGUGGACGACUGCAGAGACGAGGAGGAUCAGAGUUCCUACAAUCACCGACGAAGCAGCCUCCAUGAAACGCCGGAGGACGGACGAGAGGUUCUGUCACCUCGCAUGAAUCCACCUACGCCACGACCGACCAACCAGGUGGAACAGAUUGCGCGUAGUCCCUGUAGAAACAGCACGAGUAGUCCUACCAGCAGCGAUCGAUCGGUCACGCCACGGGGUACGCCCGACACUAAAGCGUCGAGUAGUCUUGGAGCGCUUUCCUCCAUGUUCGACAGCUUGUCCGGUGGUAACAGCGGAGGCGGUGGAAGCAACGUCGACUCGCAAGGACGCAAAACGAGCAGUCAUCCUCUUGCAGCGUUGCAGAAAUUGUGUGACAAGACGGAGACGCGAGGUCCAGGCGCCAGCGGCGCUUCAAGAUCCGGGGGUAGUUCCGGAGGAAGUACCAUUGGACCAGGGAGCGGUAGCACGGUAGGAGUGAGCGGUCCGGGCCCCGGACCAACACCGGGUGCCAUUUUGGCAUUCAGCUGGGCCUGCAACGAUGCGGUAGUUACCGCAGAUUCGAUAAUGAAAUGCGCAUUCUGCGAUACGCCUUUCAUUUCGAAGGGCGCGUACAGGCAUCACCUCUCCAAGAUGCACUUUGUCAAGGACGGCGUCAUCCCGGAUCCAUUGACUAUCGGCAGGUCGGCCGCAGCGGCUGCGGCCGCCGCGGCAGUCACCCAGGGCACUUCCGGUGGGCCGAGUCGCAACUCCUCGUCGCCGCCGACGUCGCAGCGCAACAAGUCGCCGCCGCUUUCACAAGCAAACGGUAGCCCGUCGCAGUCAGCGGCCUCUCCCCUCGAGGAAAGCCCGCACUCCAAAUUUCUCAAGUAUACGGAGCUGGCAAAACAAUUGUCCAGUAAGUACGUAUAGUCCGAGCCCCGUAAGUAGCGGUGCCACUUGUACAUAAGUGUAUCUAUAUUGUAACGACUGUAACUAGCGAUGGUUGAAAAUUUUCAUCCCCUUGCCCCCUUUACCCCUCUUUUCCCGCGAACACCGCCGCGCCGAACGACGUCGUCGCGCAUCCGACGUCCUCGGGUUUAUGCUUAAAGAGGCUGUGUCGUGGCUAUAUCGGUAAACGGAAAAGAAAUCGUACGAGAGAGAUUGUACACAAACGAUGGUAAAUGUAUAAGAUAAUGUCCGUAAUUAUCAUUUUUCUCUCUCUCUCUCUGCAUUUGAGAUGAAUCGCAUUCUAUUCGCGUAUAUUGUCGUUCAUAAGAUGAGAUUAAUCGUAUUAUAAUAUUUGUAUUUCCAUCACCAAUUGUCUUGUGAUUGCAUGACACUAAAUACAUAUUAUAUAUUAAAAAACAGAAAUUAUGAAACCAGCAUAAAUUCACAGAUUUUAGAUUUUAUGUAUUUAUCAAUACACGAGACAUUAAUUAACACAAGAGCGUUAACCCUUCAUUUUGGAAUAACGUGGAAAAAGUCGACACAAUUGGUGAUAAGAGAUCUCUUACACAGAUUUCUUACUUUUUUUUAGAUUUUUUCUCGAAUUGUUUUGUGAAACUAAUAAUAAUUAGACUUUUAUCUAAUAUAUCUAGAAACACAAAAAAUUGAGAAAAACAAUAUUGAAUUAAAAGAAUUGAAUUUAAAAUAUUAUUCUUAAUUAUUUCUUCAUUUCGCAUAGACACACAGGAAGGAAGACGUAGUUCUGGAAUGUGAGAGAUCCUCUUCUUAAAAAUUAAGCCUCGCCACCGCGCUCUUUUAGCCUAAAUGUGGAUAUCUCCGUCGAAAAAACUUUGCCGUUGCGAUAUCGUUAUAACGAGAAAUUUCGUUGAGUCACGGAAUAAACGCAAACACGUAACGCAAUAUGACGCAACGCGACUCCGUUUCCGUUUUUGGCGAUCGUCUUUUAGUCUGUCAUCGAGGACACGUCUUAUCAUUCCUGGGUUGUUGACGACACGAUUAGCGUGCGCCAUGUAAGACCCUUCGAAAGUUAAAAAUCUCUACAUUGGAAAGAGAGGUUUCAAAUUCCAUUUUAUAUGCACCUCUCUUAUUAUUUCUUUUAUACUGAUCCCUCUCUUCUCUUUUACUACAUUUUUAAUAAUUAUGAGAAGAUUAUGUUCUAGAGUAGACGCGCGCGUAAUCAUUUAGAACAUUUCCUUUUCGUUGUAGAUCGCGUGCAACAUGGGAAACCUCGCGAGAGGGUUUUUCGCUUUAGAAUUUUUCCUCGAUCGCGAUCGCUAUGGGAAUAAGAGUCUAAGAACGCGCGCGUGCAACUUUGUACAAUUGACAUUUCGUAUCGUCGAGACACUUUUCCUCAGCACAUUUCGCCUUUCGUUUACUUUGUAUCACUUUCCUUCCAUCGGUAUGAGAAAAUUAACAAAUUGUACCAGUGACUCUUAUUUUUCUUUUGUGCCCAAGAAACGUGAGAGGGUGUGACGAUGAUGUGGGUGUUGAACGAGCGUUAAUUAAAUUGUGAUGCCACCAUAUCUCGCGGCACUGCUGAGUCACGGGGCUCGGCACGCGGCCAAGUUUGUGAUUUUAUAAAUACUUAAGGACGUUUACGACGUGAGAUGAGGAAGAUUGCGUGAGAUAAAGAAAACUGCAAAAAAUCGGUUAGAUUAAAGAAAGAUAGAGAGAUGGAGAGGGAGAGAGAGAUAGAGAAAGAGAAAGGAAGAGACGGCGAGAAGGAAAGAAAGCUUAUCUAUCACCUGUCGUAAGAUCGUCAGCAUGUAUACCUCUAGAUUGUAAGGUCGUAGUUUAGUAGAGCAUAGGCUAGGCUAGGGUUCUCGACCCUGUAUAGGAAUCUCUUUGUUGAUACUUAUUACUACGAAAAAUCGAAGUGAGUUUUGCUCGCGGGGACGGACGAGAACCGCCUCGGAGAGCGUUACGACUGCUGCGAAUAGUAGGUAUAGACAUACCUUGGAACGAGUGUAAGAGAAAGCGACAAGAGCCGAAGGGUGCAGAGAUGCGGUGCAAUAGCGAGACUCGAAUAAGUUAAUUGAAUAAAUACACGCGAGACGGAUGCGUGCGUGAAAGAACAGAGUGCGAGAGAGAGAGAGAGAGAGAGAGAGAGAGAGAAAGAGAAUGCGAGAUAGAAAGAAAGAAAAUGCGUGUGAGAGAGCAUGAUGCGUCGUCGAAGAACGCAAAUUUUCUCGACGUAUAACGUACGUGUAGACCAUUGUAAAUUUUCUUUGUUCAAAUAAUAUUUAUUGCGACGAGAACGAGCCAACGUGUCAUUUUACGUGUAAAAUAUUGUCAUUAUUAUCACUCGAAUUAUCGCGAAUACUGUGUAUAUUGAUUAUAAUUAUAAUUAUUAUAUAUUACAGUGAUAUACAUAUAUGCGUGCGGCGUAACAAAUGCGGAGCAUAGGGCGCAAGUGGAAUCAGAUGAGAAUAUGAAUGUUACCUGAAUGACUGGAGAAUAAGAGAGAGCGAGAAAAAAAGCGCGUGAGAGAGAUAAAAAAGAAAUAGGAUGACAGUUUGCGGGGAAAGGAAAGAAUGCUUCCGAGAGAGAUUGAGACAGUAGAAACAGACGGGCAGAAAGAUAUAGAGCAGCUGCGUGCGGCCCUCAACAACGCGAAGGCCGGAAAAGAAUGGAACAUACUUGUAUACGUAUUUCUUGUAAACUCUAAUUCUUCCAUCGCGGACUUUAAAAAAAGUAUUUAUCGACAUAAUAAUAAUAUUAAUAUUAUUAUUGUAAUUAUAUACGACUGCUGAGAGUGUGAUGAACGUAAGACGAGAUACCAUUACGUGGCUGCGACUAACACGUUACACACAUACGCGCGCACACACACACGAACAUACAUAUACAUACACACAUAUACACAAGACGUGCUCACACUGUCGCAGUGACACUCGAGAAAAGAAACAGCCAGCCGCGUGCGAAUGAUACGCUCGAAACGUACCUACCUACUUACAAACACGCAACCACAAAGAUAUGCAUCAUGUAUACGCGACUCUUGAAACCAUUUUACCAGAUUUGUCAUUAUUUAAUUAUUUCCGUUGUAUUUUAAAAUGCAAUUAAAAGCUCAAAUAAAUAUAUAUGUUAUAAACUAA